AACGACGACAUGCACGCUGGAUCCUUCUCCCUUGUCCUCCUCCUGGCCGGGCUCUCCGGUCUGGUCUCUGCCCGGGGACCUCUGCGCCGGAGACAACAAGCAGCCGAGAUCCAGUCAAGGGAUGCCAGCGCCAGCUCGUCUUACACUUAUUACACGUUCCAGCAGCCCAUCGACCACUUCCCAGACAAGGCCAUCUACGCACCACACACCAAUGCCACCUUUGCGCAGCGCUAUGUGUUUGAUGCAAGUUACUACAAGCCAGGCGGCCCCGUGUUCCUGUACGUGGGCGGGGAAACGUUCAUCGAGGAGCGGCUGGAGUAUCUCGAGACUGGCAUUAUCCAGAUUCUCAUGAACGCCACGGGCGGGCUGGGGACCAUUGCGGACUUUGCCUACUUCGCGCAGCACGCCUCCUUCGAGGGCAUCAACGCGACUCUGACCGCGCCCUCGACGCCCUGGAUCAUGUACGGCGGCAGCCUGGCCGGCGCACAGACGGCCUUCACGGUCAAGACGUACGGCGACAUCAUCUACGGCGGCAUCGCCUCCUCGCAGAUCGUCAACGUGUCGGUGGAGUAUCCAGAGUGGUACAACCCUGUGCAAAAGUACGCGCCCUCGGACUGCGUCACCAGCAUCAACGACAUCGUGGACAAGUUCGACGGCCUGCUCGCCGCCAACAACACGGCCGCCGUGGCUGAGCUCAAGGCCAUCUUCGGGCUCGAGCUGCUCACGGACGACCGCGACUUUGCAAAGACCAUCAACUACCCCAUCGGGAACCCCUUUGACUACCCGACGUCGACGUGGCAGGAGCUGAUCUGGACCGACGAGGAGGCGCAGUUCUGGGAGUUUUGCGGCGCCGUGACGGACCUGGAUGCGCCGGCCAAUGUGACUGCUGUGGACGAGCAGAUGGCCAAGUACACGGGUGGUGAGCCGUGGACGAACCUGGGCAACUAUGCCAAUUACAUCAAACAAGUCAUUCUUCCCACGUGCCCGAGUGGUCACUAUGCCAGCGGGGAGUGCUUUGGACAAGGAAAUGCCACCUGGUGGACGGAACUCGUCGACCCAGGCACCCGCGCCUACAUCUACACAACCUGCUACGAGGCAGGCCUGUACCAGGCAGCCCCCAAGCAGGGCAAGACGCUCCUCUCGCGCGUCCUGACAGGCGCCUACACCCAGGAGAUCUGCGAGCUGGCGUUCCCCCCAGGCCAGUACAACACCAUCCCCGCCUCGCCCCAGAUCGACCUGUGGAACGGCUACGGCGGCUUCGGCCUGUCGGCAGACCGCCUGGCCCUCGUCGACGGGCAGCAGGACCCCUGGCUCGAUACCUGCUACCAUGCCACCGACGCCCCGCCGCGGUACAGCUCGGAUCUGCACCCAGAGUACCUGAUCGAGGUCGGCGGCCACCACUGGGACAGCUCGGGCAUCCUGGACAUCCCUGGGGAGCCGCAGUUUAUUCGCCAGGUACACUGGUGGGAGAUCAAGACGGUGAGGAAGUGGCUGCGGGACUUCUCUUCGUGGGUUCCUGAGAACAGCUCGACACUGGUGAGGUGA
Cryphonectria parasitica EP155 is the source of this 1545-nucleotide messenger RNA. RefSeq lists its product as uncharacterized. The record is from RefSeq and is a predicted model, not a curated record. Bases 10 to 1545 code for a protein of 511 amino acids. Gene Ontology annotation, molecular function: serine-type exopeptidase activity; dipeptidyl-peptidase activity. Gene Ontology annotation, biological process: proteolysis. NCBI's taxonomy places the organism in Eukaryota, Fungi, Ascomycota, Sordariomycetes, Diaporthales, Cryphonectriaceae. The transcript is spliced from 3 exons.